Molecule: messenger RNA, 1470 nt
Organism: Triticum urartu
Lineage: Eukaryota; Viridiplantae; Streptophyta; Magnoliopsida; Poales; Poaceae
Source: RefSeq, a predicted model, not a curated record
AGGCAGCAGGUAAAUCGCCGUCUCCCACCUUCACCCAUGGCGCUGCCCAUCAUCGGCCAUCUCCACCUUGUCGGCUCCAUACCGCACGUCUGCCUCCGUGAUCUCGCCAGGAAGCAUGGCCCCGACCUCAUGCUCCUCCGGCUCGGCGCCGUGCCUACUCUCAUCGUUUCGUCACCGCGUGCCGCUGAGGCCGUGCUGCGCACGCAUGACCACAUCCUUGCAUCGCGCCCACACUCCGUUGUCGCCGAUAUCAUGAUGUACGGCAUGUUGGACGUUGGCUUCGCACCCUACGGUGAGUACUGGCGGCAGACAAGGAAGCUCGUCACCACCCACCUUCUGAGUGUCAAAAAGGUGCAGUCAUUCCGCAGCGCCUGUGAGGAGGAGGUGAGCAUUGCCAUGGCCAAGAUCAAUAAGGCAGUCGCAACAGGUUCAACGGUGGACAUGAGUGAGCUGCUAAGCUCGUUCACAAAUGAUAUUGCGUGUCGCGCUAUAUCAGGCAAGUUCUUCCGAAAAGAAGGGCGUAACAAGCUGUUCCAGGACCUGAUCAAUGAUAGCACACGACUGCUAGGAGGAUUCAUCCUUGAGGAGUACUUCCCUGUCCUGGCUAAGGUUAGCGUGCUGAAGUGGGUUGUCUGUGCAAAAGCCGAGAGAAUGAAGAAGAGAUGGGCUGAUCUACUUGAAAAGGUGAUUGAUGACCAUGAUAGCAAGGACAGCGUGAUGCCUGAUCAGAAAGAGGGUGCUGAUUUUAUCGAUGUUCUGCUAUCUGUUCAACAAGAAUAUGAUCUAACCAGAGAGCACAUCAUUGCUAUGCUGACAGACAUAUUUUUUGGAGCAACAAGCACAUCAUCUCAAACCCUUGAGUUCACCCUUGUUGAACUUGUAAAGAGGCCACACAUGAUGAGGAAGUUACAAGACGAGGUCAGGAGUAACAUCAUACAUCGGGGAGAAGGAGCAUUCACCAAAGUCAACCAUAACAGCAUGAUUUACCUGAAAGCAAUCAUAAAAGAAUCGCUCCGGCUACAUCCUGUGGCGCCUCUCCUUUCUCCGCAUCAUGCAAUGGCUGAUUGUUGCAUCGAUGGUUACACAGUUCCGAGUGGCACACAAAUAUUUGUUAAUGCUUGGGCUAUUGGCAGAGACGCGAGCUCCUGGGAGGACGCAGAUGAAUUCAUGCCUGAAAGGUUUUUAGACGAUGGCAAUGCAGCACGUGUCAAUUUCAAGGGAAAUGAUUUCCGAUUCUUGCCAUUUGGUGCAGGACGAAGGAUGUGCCCUGGAAUCAACUUUGCGAUUGACAGCAUAGAGAUCAUGUUGGUGACACUUAUGUACUAUUUUGAUUGGGAGCUACCCCAAGGGUUGGAACCAAAUGAUGUUGAUAUGACUGAGGUGUUUGGGCUAACGGUGCGCAGAAGGGAGAAGCUUCUCUUAGUUCCCAAGUUAUCUAGCCACAUACAUGGACUGGAUAUUGCACCAUAA